ACUGGGCCUGUCACGCGGUUCAGGUGUGUACAAUAUCACGCCCUGGAACACGCACAAGAAAGUGGAGGUUUAAUGCGAUAUGGAUACCGAAGGUGGUGGAUGGACGGUCUUUCAAAGACGAUGGGACGGUUCUGUUGCCUUCAAUAGAAGCUUUGUGGAGUACGAGAGGGGGUUUGGCUCAUUGGAUGGUGAAUUUUGGACGGGUCUGGAUCUUUUCCUCUCAAUGACAAGCCGGGCUAACAUGACCUUACGAGUUUACCAAACGGAACUACUGGAUUCGACGAGUACUCGGGUUUUUAUAUUUCUCCACCAGAACAUUACAUGUUUAACGUUGAAAGCAGGAUCAACUCAAGAGAAAGUAUGUUAUUGGUGAUGUUUGCCAUGAGUUGAUACAAUGUGUUGAUAAAAUACGCCUAAAUAAGAUCAUGAUGUGCCCAUUUGCUGAUUUCAUAGAGGCAUACUAUACAUCAGCUUUAUCAUUAAUUUAAGAAAGUACAGAUAAAUGUAUAUACAACAAAAUUAUUUACCAUUGCACAGUAUAUCAGUCUCAGAAGUCACAAGCAGUUUGUAUAGCAUUUGAAUAAAUGCUUCGGUAUUUAAUAACUAUAAUGGACUACCCUUUAAAGGUACAAAGUAAAGAUAGAUGCACCAACAAAAUGUAUAAUUAUAAUGCAUUAUUAUGUUUAUCUCAUUGGACUUAAAUGAUCAAAACAAAUACAAAAUAAACGAUUUUUUCAAUUAUUAUCUACGUGGGCACAUUUAAAAAAAACGCAAAAAUAUCCCAAAUAUUCAUUUAGACUGUUAUUUGGUUUCAUAAAAGUUCACUCACUUAUAUGUAUGAAAAUAGAUAAGAAGUCAGUUAAUAAAUAUGUCAAAUUCUUUAUUUUGUUAAAACUGAAUA
This is a messenger RNA of Mya arenaria, 901 nucleotides long. Its product is annotated as ficolin-1-A-like. Bases 80 to 373 code for a protein of 97 amino acids. The transcript has 3 exons. The record is from RefSeq and is a predicted model, not a curated record. Lineage: Eukaryota; Metazoa; Mollusca; Bivalvia; Myida; Myidae.